AUGAGCCAGCCCACGUGCGGCCUGGCCUCCCAGGCAGAGCUGCAGGCAGCCCUCCCGCCCGCUGGCUACGCCAACAGGCAGCAAGACUCGCAACCUGGCAGCCUUGGACGAACCAAGGACGCGCCCAGCUCCUCGCUGGUGCCGCUGCCCCUGCCGAGGCGGCUGUCGGCUGUGCUGCUCGGCCAGCAGGGCUCUGACGACCUGCAGCACCGGCAGCAGCUGGAGGUGCUGCACCGGCAGCAGAAGGAGCAGCAGACCUGCAGCGCCAGGCAGCUUGGCAGCACACCUGGCACCCAGCCGGCCACCUUCAGCCGCUCCGAGCCCCCAACCUCCACCACCCGCCCUUGGCAGGCGGCUGGCAGGCUGCAUGGCCGCCAGCCGCCGCAGCUGCCGCAGCCCUGGCUGCCACCGCCAGGCCAGGCAGGGGCGGCGGGCGCAGGCAACUCGCCUCGGGCGGCCUCCAAAGUGCGGCGACUGCAUGCUGCGCCAGCUGUGGCAGCUGGGGCGGAUUCGGCAGGGCUGCUGGAGCAGGGCUGGUUCUUUGGGGGCGGCAGCAGAGGCUCCGCCAUGCCGCCACCACGGCCUCCGCCAAACGCAGCCCCCUGGCUCGCCGGCGGGUGGCCCGCAGCAGCCCCGGCUGCAAAGCCCGCUGCCAGGGUCGCCGCUAAGGCAGGCAGGGACGGCGGGGGUGGCGGUGCUGGCGGAGGAUAUCAGCCGAGGCAGCAGCAGCAGCAGCAGCAGCAGCAGCACGGCACAUCCAAACUCAAGGAGCAGGUGAAGAAGCUGGGGAGGCAGCUGCAGAGCCACGCGCUGCACCUGGCGCAGCAGCAAGGCCCCCAAAGCCGCGGGCACAGCCAUGUGCUGCAGCCGGGGCAGGAGCAGGGGCCCCGGAUUGAGCACGCUCAGCAGCAGGGGCGCCGGACACCCGCGCCGGCACUCUCGCGGCACGCCGAGUCGCCGGUGGCUGCCGCCUGCGCUCGGGGCCAGCCAGCGUACGGCAUGUUGCCGCCACUAGAGCCAGCCCCAGCGCUGGCCACUGCCCCCGCCCCCGCUGCCGCGCAACACCCCGCGCCAGCAGCGGCUGUCCCCGAGGCGUGUGCAGCGGCCAGCCCCUCUCCGCGGCCCGCUGCCGCCCCUCCCUCUCCCCCGGCUGCCGCCUACCUGACCGCCUACCUGGCCUGCCUGCCGCGGGGCCCGCAGUGGAGCUGCGCCCUGCAGCUGGUGCACCGCUUGGAUGGCCUGCGCCCCAGCCGCUUGACCCCUGAUGACCUGGCCGCCUGGGCAGCCCAACAGGGCUUUGCCGCCCCAGACCUGCGAGAGGCGCUGGUGGCGCUGCAGGCGGCGGCGGUGCUGGAGCUGCGGCAGCUGCCCGCCACCAGCGGCCCGCCCUGCUCUGGCUCUGCCUGCACCGCCUGGCAGCUGCUGCCGGCCGGAGCUGGGCUGGGCCUGGCAGAGCGCGACGUGGAGGCUGCAGUCCAGGCUGCCGAGGCAGCGGGAGCGGCUGCCGAGGUGGCGGCGGUUGGCGAGGAAUUGGUGGCAGCGGUUGUUGCCGCGGCAGGCCAGGCAGCUGCCCGCAUGCCUGUGUGGCUGAAGGGGCCUCGCUCGCCGACCAGCGUGGCUCUUCCCUUCAUCAGGCCUGGCGCUGCCGCCAUGCUGCGCGCGCUGCUGGCCAGCCCUCGGCGCCAGCUGCCGACAGACGCGCUGGACGCAGCGGCCGUGGCCGGCGCACUGGAGCGGGCGGCGGGCGGAGGCCAGCGGGUGCCGACAUCCCAGCUGGGCAUGUGGUGCCGGCAGCUGCUGGAGGCAUCCACCCUCCUCGACUCCCGCCAGGCGGCGCGCAGCAGCAGGCUGUGGCACAUCCCGCCCAGCAGAGCCGCGGCCGCAGCAGCGGCUGUCGCUGGCGUGCUGGGGCAGGCUGCGCCCGAGCCAGGCCCACUGCCUGCUCUCGGCGCCGCCAGCAGCGGCAGCAGCGACAGCGAUGCCGAAGGUGCCGCGCCCACCGAGCCGGCAACAAAGGCAGCGUUGCUUGCGGUGCCGGCCGCAGCGCGGCGCAAGCGGCCCCUGGGAGGAAGCGCAGGCUUGCCGCCGCGGCAGAGGCAGAAAGGGGCGGCGGAAGGCGAGGGGGCAGAGGAUGGCUCUGGCGUGGAGGAUGCGGGGCUGGCUGAGGUGCAACCUGGUGGCGACGGCACGGGUGCAGCCGGCAGCCCCCCCAGCCUGGCCCCUGCCCCACUGCUGCCCCCCAUGGAGGAAGCAAUCGAUGUGCUGGAGGCGGCGGCUGGGGACGAUGCAGGGCUGAUGCCGCUGGCGCUGCAGCUGCUGGCAGUUGCCCAGUGGGCGGGGGUGGAGGCACGAAAGGCGGCGGUUUUCGGGGAGUGGUUCCCGGAGAUGCUGCCGCCGCACAGGCUGCUGCUGUACCGCAAGAUUGCCGCGGCAGCUGGCCAGCAGGAUGCUGGCCGCGUGAGAAGCUUGGUCUUGUCGGCGCUUCUGGCGGCCCCUGGCGGCCGCGGUUGA
Chlorella variabilis is the source of this 2511-nucleotide messenger RNA. RefSeq lists its product as hypothetical. The transcript is spliced from 11 exons. The coding region runs from base 1 to 2511 and encodes 836 amino acids. The record is from RefSeq and is a predicted model, not a curated record. Lineage: Eukaryota; Viridiplantae; Chlorophyta; Trebouxiophyceae; Chlorellales; Chlorellaceae.